AGAAUCUGAACUGGACAAUUAUAGCAUCUUUUGCCUAACAACUAGAACAAAUUUCCAGUAUGGAGUGGAAAGGAAGGCUAGUGAUCCAGUUGUUAAUGUUAGUAUUUGUGCUGGAAGUUAGUUUUUGCCAGCACUGGUCAUAUGGUUGGCUUCCUGGUGGGAAAAGAAAUGUCGGGGAAGUAGAGGCAACAUUCAGGAUGAUGGAUGCUGGUGACACAGUCCUCUCUAUUCCUGCCGAAUCUCCGCUGGAGAAGUUUUCUCCAAUGCACACAGUGAAUGAGGUGGACGCUGAAGGUUUGCCUCUGAAGGUACAUAGAUUUCCCAACAGACGAGGAAGAAUGUAAAAGAUGAAGAUAAACCUGUUUAAUUAAAACUUCUUCUUACUGAGUCCUGAUAAAAUAUCAUCCUUACCUGAUUUUAAUAAAUGUAGUACUAGAGUUACU
This is a messenger RNA of Paramisgurnus dabryanus, 443 nucleotides long. It is a transcript of the gene gnrh3, whose product is annotated as gonadotropin-releasing hormone 3. Gene Ontology annotation, biological process: reproductive process; multicellular organism development. Gene Ontology annotation, cellular component: extracellular region. Lineage: Eukaryota; Metazoa; Chordata; Actinopteri; Cypriniformes; Cobitidae. The record is from RefSeq and is a predicted model, not a curated record. Gene Ontology annotation, molecular function: gonadotropin-releasing hormone receptor binding; gonadotropin hormone-releasing hormone activity.